UGGAAAAUGAAUGCUGCCGUAAAGCGCUCCAUGACAACAUGCUGAUGUCCCGGUGAAGUCCGUUUUACAUUCAUUUUUACUGUCAAUGUAUGAGUUGACGACAGUUAGAGUUUCACUUAAAGUGCUUAGAAUUUAAGUGACAAAAUGAGCACCCACACAGUUCUGGUUCUGUACGGGAGUCAGACGGGAACAGCGCAGGACACGGCAGAGCGGAUCGGCCGUCAGGCGCAGAGGAGGCGGAUGCGAGUCAGAGUGGAAGCCCUGGACAGUUACAAUGUGGCUAACCUGAUCUCAGAGUCUCUGGUUGUGUUUGUCUGCGCCACCACAGGACAGGGAGACCCUCCUGACAAUAUGAAGAAAUUCUGGAGGUUCCUGUUUAGGAAGUCUUUGCCUGCUGACUCUCUUUGUCGCCUUGACUGUGCUGUGCUGGGCCUUGGAGACUCCUCGUAUCCAAAGUUUAACUUUGUUGCCAAAAAGCUCCAUAAGCGCUUGCUUCAGCUUGGUGCUAACAUGCUGCUGCCUGUUGGACUGGCUGAUGAUCAACACGAUUUAGGGCCAGAUGGUGUGAUUGACCCCUGGUUGAUUUCGUUCUGGCAGAAAACCCUGUCUCUCUACCCUCCUCCAGCUGGCCUCGCUCCUCUCCGUGAGGAAGAAAAACUUCCACCCCGAUACGUUUUCCACUUUUUAGAUGAAGUCCCAGACAAGCAGACUGAGCAUCUCCAGACCCCUGAAAAUAAGGCUCCUCCCACGCCGCUGCAGCCUUUUCCAGCUCGAGUUGUGUUCAAUCAAAGAGUGACGCAUCCUUCACAUUUCCAGGAUGUCAGGCACAUCGAGUUCGACAUCACAGGCUCCAACAUACAGUACGGUGCAGGUGAUGUUGUAAUGAUGAGACCUUGUAACGCUGCAGAGGAUGUGGAGCAGUUCUGCCAGCUACUGAAACUUGACCCCGAGUGCUACUUCACACUAACUCCCACUGACAGCAGCACAGUGGCAGUUCCUGCACGUCUCCCUCAGCCCUGCUCCGUUCGCUUUCUGGUGGAGCAGUUCCUGGACAUUUCUGCUGUUCCACGCCGUUCCUUCUUUGAGCUGUUGGCCACUUUUGCCACAAAUGAGCUGGAGCGUGAAAAACUUUUGGAGUUCAGCUCCGCUCAGGGUCAGGAUGCUCUUCACUCAUACUGUAACAGACCCCGCCGAACAGCCCUGGAGGUACUGACAGACUUCCCUCAUACCACAGCAGAGAUAAGCAUUGACUACUUGUUGGAUCUUUUUCCAGAAAUUCAGCCUCGCUCCUUCUCUAUUGCCUCUUCUCUCUUGCAACACCCUAACCGUAUUCAGAUCUUGCUUGCUGUGGUGGAAUAUAAAUCUAUGCUUUUAAAGCCACGCAAAGGCCUCUGCUCUUCCUGGCUGGCAUCUCUGGAUCCCUCUAAAGGAGAUGUUUACGUACCGCUGUGGGUGAAGAAGGGGAGUUUGAGUUUCCCUCAGGACCCAGACACCCCUGUUAUAAUGGUGGGACCAGGGACUGGUGUGGCUCCCUUUAGAUCUGCCAUACAGGAGAGGGCUGCUCAAGGAAAGAUGGCUAAUGUGCUAUUCUUUGGCUGUCGGUCUGAAUCAAAAGACUUCUACUGUCAAUCAGAAUGGGAGGAGAAAGUGCAGGCGGGACAGAUGAUCCUUGUUACAGCCUUCUCCAGAGAUCAGGAGGAAAAAAUCUAUGUUCAGCAUCGUGUCAAGGAACAAAGCAAACUUUUAUGGGAGCUAAUAGCAAAAAAGAAUGCUUUCUUUUACAUAGCAGGGAAUGCCAAGCAGAUGCCCACAAGUGUAUGUGAUGCGCUGAAAGAAGUAUUCCAGAAAGGGGGUGGCAUGUCUGAAAACCAGGCACAGGAGAUGCUGGAUGCCAUGGAGAAAGCCAAACGCUUUCAAAGUGAAACCUGGUCCUGAUCCCUCUAUUAAACCCAUAGCCUUAUAACCAAGAGCCUCAAGUCUAACAGUGAGUUUAGACCAAAGAUGCCCAAACAAGGUCUUGGAGGGCCGGUGUCCUGCAGAGUUUAGCUCCAACUUGCCUCAACACACCUGCCAGGAAGUUUCUAGUAUGCCUAGUAAGAGCUUUAUUAGCUGGUUUAGGUGUCUAUUUGAGGUUGGAGCUCAACUCUGCCAGACACUGACCCUCCAGGACAGAGUUUGGACAUGCAUAGUUUAGACUGAGAUUAAUGGCGUUAGAGUACAUGGUGCUUUGAUUCCACUAAGUUUGAAAGAUGAUUAAACCUCAGUUGUGGUCUGACCACUUUCUUCUCCCAAAUUGUUCUCUACGUUGUAACUGGGACCUGUAAAUGUAACUGACCAACAUGACACACACACACACACACACACACACACACACAACCAGACCAUGAAUUUCAUAUUAGCUGUAAACUAGGCAGUUACUGCUUCCAGCUUUGCUGUAUGAAAUUGAAGGACAAAGCGAUAAAGACUUGUAACCAAAGUUGAAAAUAAUUAAAUUCUCUUCUUUUUUUAAUUUAAAUUUCAUAAAAUAAAUCUUGAUAAAGUAAAUCUUAAAAUUCAUUUUCCCUCAAUAACUACUGUUUCUGAAACAAUACAUCUGAAGUCAAUAACUAUGCUACUAAUAUAUCAAUAAACACUUUUAAAACAAGCAACUUUGUCAUAAUUAUAGCUGACAGACUAU
This is a messenger RNA of Labeo rohita (rohu), 2677 nucleotides long. It is a transcript of the gene ndor1, whose product is annotated as NADPH dependent diflavin oxidoreductase 1. Lineage: Eukaryota; Metazoa; Chordata; Actinopteri; Cypriniformes; Cyprinidae. Bases 145 to 1935 code for a protein of 596 amino acids. Gene Ontology annotation, molecular function: NADPH-hemoprotein reductase activity; FMN binding; flavin adenine dinucleotide binding. The record is from RefSeq and is a predicted model, not a curated record. The transcript has 15 exons. Gene Ontology annotation, cellular component: cytosol.